This is a messenger RNA of Aspergillus versicolor CBS 583.65, 1409 nucleotides long. RefSeq names its product ribose-phosphate diphosphokinase. The transcript has 4 exons. The coding region runs from base 1 to 963 and encodes 320 amino acids. Gene Ontology annotation, molecular function: ribose phosphate diphosphokinase activity; magnesium ion binding. Gene Ontology annotation, biological process: purine nucleotide biosynthetic process; 5-phosphoribose 1-diphosphate biosynthetic process; ribonucleoside monophosphate biosynthetic process. Gene Ontology annotation, cellular component: cytoplasm; ribose phosphate diphosphokinase complex. The record is from RefSeq and is a predicted model, not a curated record. NCBI's taxonomy places the organism in Eukaryota, Fungi, Ascomycota, Eurotiomycetes, Eurotiales, Aspergillaceae.
AUGGCGUCGAAUUCUAUCAAGCUCUUGACCGGCAACAGCCAUCCGGAGCUGGCCAGUUUGGUUGCGGAUAGGCUCGGAAUUGAAUUGACCAAGAUUAUGGUUCUACAGUACUCGAACCAGGAAACGAGCGUAACGAUUGGGGAGAGUGUCCGAGAUGAGGACGUAUUCAUCUUGCAGUCAACCCGACCGAACGAUAUCAACGACGGGUUAAUGGAGCUUCUUAUCAUGAUCAAUGCUUGCAAGACCGCUUCUGCACGACGCAUCACUGCUGUUAUUCCAAACUUCCCUUAUGCUCGCCAGGACAAGAAAGACAAGAGUCGUGCGCCAAUUACAGCCAAACUUAUGGCAAACAUGCUGCAGACAGCUGGCUGCAACCAUGUUAUCACCAUGGAUCUCCAUGCUAGCCAGAUCCAGGGCUUUUUCAACGUACCUGUUGACAACCUAUAUGCGGAGCCGAGCAUGCUUAAAUGGAUUCGGGAGAACCUUGAUGUGAGCAACUGUGUGAUCGUGAGUCCCGAUGCCGGCGGUGCCAAACGAGCGACUGCCAUUGCCGACCGGUUGGAUCUACAAUUUGCCUUGAUCCAUAAGGAACGUCCACGUCCGAACGAAGUCUCACGCAUGGUCCUUGUUGGUAGCGUGAAAGAUAAGGUGGCUAUUAUCGUUGAUGAUAUGGCCGAUACAUGCGGAACCCUUGUCAAGGCAGCCGAUACAGUUAUGCAGCACGGUGCUAGGGAAGUCAACGCAAUCGUCGUACACGGUAUUCUUUCCGGCAAAGCCAUUGACAAUGUGAACAACAGCUGCCUGAAGCGGAUAGUUGUGACCAACACCGUCCCCCAUCAAGAGAAGAAGGAAGUUUGCGACAAGAUUGAGACCAUAGAUAUCAGUCCGACACUUGCAGAGGCUUGCCGCCGCACGCACAACGGCGAGUCUGUGAGUUUCUUAUUUUCUCACACGGUUGCCUAGGGUUCCCAUUGUCUCUUUUCUCGGAUUGUACAAGAUCUUUGAGAGCCCCGCGGGAGAUUGUCAAUUACCUUUCGUUUGUCUACUCUUCCAUACAACUGCAAGUAAUGAAGCAUGAACCAGAAACAAAACUUUAGAGGAUUUAUUCGAUCAGAUCGAAAAGUUGACGGCGCUAUUGUUUUCCACUUUACCGACUAGGUUACGAGUUGAUGCACCUGUGUAUAUACCUUAUUGUGCUGACGGAGUUCUUUGUAUAUGUGUUCUUAUUUUUGUCUUUUUUUGGCUUGUCACACCUAGAAACGUUCCAAUACAUGGUUAAAUUAAACAUUAUCUAUCCGUGGCCGCGUUAAUGUUGCAAUCUACUCCAAUGGCUGGAUCGAUAUGCCGGUUGUUAUAUCAAUCCCAUUUUAUCGUCUGGGGGGCAGACAUGAUAUAUUGGUGUUGAGGAG